This is a messenger RNA of Anas platyrhynchos (mallard), 3254 nucleotides long. RefSeq lists its product as uncharacterized. The record is from RefSeq and is a predicted model, not a curated record. NCBI's taxonomy places the organism in Eukaryota, Metazoa, Chordata, Aves, Anseriformes, Anatidae. Gene Ontology annotation, biological process: mRNA transport; mRNA 3'-end processing by stem-loop binding and cleavage. Gene Ontology annotation, molecular function: mRNA binding; histone pre-mRNA stem-loop binding. Gene Ontology annotation, cellular component: histone pre-mRNA 3'end processing complex; cytoplasm.
CUCCCCUCAGGCAGCCAUUGCCGCGCCUGCGCCGUGUGCCCGGCCGGCAGCCAUGUUCGGCGGCGGCGGCGGGGCUCGCCUCAGCCAUGUCGGGCGGGCGGCGGGGGCUGCCGCGCUGCGAUGGCGGCGGGGGGCACGGCGGGCUGCACAGUUACAUGCAAGAUCCAGACUGCUGGCAACAAGAACAGAAAUGUGGAAGCUGGAAUGAUUCGGAUUCUUUGGGAAUUGAUCAGUAUCAAUGUAGCCAUGUAGAUCAGUGGUUGGAGAGGACUAUGACAGCAGACGAUUCUCAGCCUCUUUAUAAUUGCCCUGAAUGGGAAGGUGGAAUUGAAGAAGGCAAAACAAUGAGAACGUCUGUUAGGAAAACGACAAAUUCUGUUUCAAAUGAUUCAGCUAAUCCAUCUGAAAGGGAAACAGAUGAAGUGGUUCUGAGGAGAAGACAAAAACAGAUCAAUUUUGGAAAGAACACACUUGCAUAUGACAGAUAUAUUAAAGAAGUUCCAAAGAAUCAACGAAUACCGGGAGUGCAUCCUCGAACACCCAACAAAUUUAAGAAGUACAGCCGUAGAUCCUGGGACCAGCAGAUCAGGCUGUGGAAGAUAGCACUGCACGCGUGGGAUCCUCCUGCUGAAGAGACCUGGGAUCUGCAGCCGGUUAAUACGGAACCUUCAGGCAGUUCUCAGGAAUGGUUCUGCAGAGAUCGUGAUGAUUCUGUUUUCCCCAUGUUUGAUGAAAAACUGAAGAGAAAUGAGUGUGGAAACCAACACAGCCAGCCAGACUAUGCACUGGAGAGUUCCUGCUCUCCUGAUUGUUCUCCAGUAUGGAAACGCAGAAAACGAAACAAUCCUGACCCUUCUGUGGUUUCAAAGGGCAAAAGCCAUUAUAUGCAUAUGUACCAUGCACUGGAAAGUUUUACUGAAUCAGGACAUCAGAGGGCUUUUUCGAAUUGUUCAGAGUGGGAGACCUUAGGUGACAAUGAUGAAGUAAUGACAGUACAACAUGGUAUAGAAAUAACAAGUGACCUGAUUCCAGCGAGUUGUUCUUCGGGAUGGAACGCCCAGAAACAGAAAAACACAAGCAUCUUUCUGCCUGACAGCAAAACUUUCAGAGAUUCAGACUGCAGGCUGGAGAGGCUUAAGCUUUGCAGCAGUUUACUGGAAGGACAUCAGCCAGAAUACUCUGAAAAUGGAUGGGGAAGCACUGGAGAGAGAAUAAUGACAAAAAGAAUUUAAAUAUCAAGUCUGUCUUUGUAUAUAGAACUAUCAAAGAAGGACUUUCCUCCUGUGACAGAAUGACUUGAAGAAUAUGAUACAGCACGAGAUCAGCGGAUCAAGACUUGAAAGACUGGUAAAGUCUCAUAAAUUCUGCACUGAAAGAAGAAGGGAUUUACAGUCAGCAUAUGUACAAUCAGCACAAGGUGAAAUGAGCAGGUUUCUCCAGAUCUUUAAGGAUAGAUUGUCUUCUGCGAGUUCUGCCUCAAGUGUAAAACCUCAAAUUUCAUUAAGCUUUUGCUAAGAUGAUGAUGGAUGUUCCUUAAAGUUGUGAGACUGUUUCUUCUUGACCUGCACUGACAGAUGACUUGCACCAUACUGUAAAGUCUACUUCAGUUGAUGGCUCUUCCCGUCGCUAUUUGGAGACCAUGCUGCAUAAAGCGAACUGAUGUUUUGCUGCUGAAUUGGUCCAAUAUUGAGUCAGAGUGAAGAAUACUUCCUGUUAAACCAAGGACUUAAAACCCUGUUUGUUCUACUGGACCGUGAUUGUACAUGCAACCUGGAGAACUGCUUCAAAAGAAUGUAGAUAAUUCCAGCCUUUCUUCAGUUGCUAAAAACAGACUGCUUUUAACUUUUGGCGAUUACCUUUUCAGCUUAUUUUCCGUUCUCUGAGAUAAAACGCAUUAAGCUAGCAUCUGCCUAAGUGAGAGGAGAGAAGGGGAAAGGUAGAUGGUUUAUUAUAAUCAACUGUGGGGAUUAUAAUCAUCUCUGAGGGGAUGAGUGGCUGAACAGCAACACAGUCUGAAUACCUGGAUUGCACUUUCAUGUGUGUUGCAGCAUGUCCUGAAAAAACAAUCUACUGCUGAAAGUAGAUGAGGGCAGUGGUAUUGUUACAAGAAAUGGAUGACAGCCAGCAGUAUUUGCAGGUUUGGGGCAUGGAGUGUCCUGGCUGAAAUCCACAAUGGUCUUGACUCUCCCUUGCUCUACCUUUGUAUCACUGUGCUGAAAACCUCAAAAGUGAGGGCUGUGGCUCCAGUGGAGUUUAGAGCAGAACUAUUUCAAUUGGAAGAAUUUUUUACAGACCUUGUGACUUAUGUAGCAUGUAUGAGGUACAAGUGUCUGUUAGAGCUGGGAAUUCUCUUUGCAGUAGUUCAGCUUUGCUGUUGCAGCCCUUUGUAAGGCCUCUGCAGAAACUGUGGCCUAGGGAUGGUGCCUAGUAGCCUUGUUGUGGGGCUUGCAAUGUACCCAAGGGCCAGAAGCCAGAUAUGCUGCUGAAGCAGAAGUAAGCUGCUUCCUCAGGAACUACUUCCAGUCCCUUCCAAAACCAUAUUUCCAAUUGUUGCUAAAAUCUUUUUGAGGUGAGUUUUUGCAGGAUUUCUGUGCUUGUUUGGGAUUUUCAGGCACAAUUCUGAUGUGUCCAGUGCACUAGGAAAACCUGACUGCAAACAGCAUUAUUGCAGUGGGCUGGAACAUUAGAUUGCCUUCACCAAGGCCUGUCACGUGCACAGAAAUUCACUGCUGUGGUUAUUUAUCAUGAGUUUGACAGUUCCCAACAAAGAACAAACUUCGAUUAGGUAGGGGAAUGUGUGCUGCUGCUUUAACAGAAGCGUGUUAGGUCACAGCUACUGCUCAGUGGUAAGAAUGUCCUGGCUGUGCGCUCUGUUCCCAAACACAGGAAGAGGCUGGGGCCUCUGCUAUUUAAAAAGUGAGUUAACCUCUCACUGCUGUGGGGUGGAGGGAAACUGCCUAUGGGUUGGUGACUUUUUUGUCCUGUGUAGUUCCUGUGGCUGUUGGGACUCAUCUGUCCGUGCUUAGGCAUGGGGUUUGGUAGUAUCCCAGCACAACGUGGCUCAGUAACUUACUGCUGAGCAUGGGGUGUGUAUAUGGGGUAGAAAUCUGUACAGCACCUUUUAAAGUAAUAUAUAGACCAUUGUUGUUCUAGUGUGCAUGCUUCCAUGUGCUUUAUGAUUGUACAUAUGAGAAUGUUAUGUUUUUGGCAUAUUGUCUUUAUGCAGAAGAAUUAAAGACUUUAAAAAUCCCUGU